Messenger RNA from Daphnia pulex (common water flea), 2186 nucleotides. RefSeq lists its product as uncharacterized. NCBI's taxonomy places the organism in Eukaryota, Metazoa, Arthropoda, Branchiopoda, Diplostraca, Daphniidae. The transcript is spliced from 4 exons. The record is from RefSeq and is a predicted model, not a curated record. Bases 1390 to 2139 code for a protein of 249 amino acids.
CCUUGCAUAUCUAGAGUUUGCUUUGAGUGAGUUAGGUUCUCUUGACGUGACUUCUCCUGGUGUAACUUCAUACUCUACAACCCGUAUUGGGUGCAGUCACCAGUUUCGAUUGCCGUAGUGCGGAUUUGAUUUGCCAAACUAAAAGGAUAAGAUUGCUGUAAAUUUAGUAGUAGGGUUUAAUUGAAUAAAUCAAUAGGAAUUCAUGGUCUUCACUUCUACUUAUUAAAAGACAAAAAUGGAUAAUAAAACAGGACUGGCCAUUUUAAGCGCCGUAUUAAAUGACAUGCCAUACCCAAAUAAAAUACUCACAACUGAAGAGGAUAAAUCGACUGGAAUUGACGUCAAGGAUCUGCACAAGAUUUUGUUGAAAGGAUGUUAUUACCAUCCGGAACGGGAAAACAAACCGGAUACUCCUGCAAAUGGUAAUAAAACAGAUAUCGAAAAUUGUACAGAAACUGCCAAAGAACUCGGUAACGAAAACGUCGAACUUGAAGAUACAAGAAAGUCUAUUAACAUGAAAACCACUUCCAUUAACUCUAAAACCCACGACGACGAUCGCUGAAUUAAAAGAAAUUAUAUUAUCGACCAAAGAAAUUCCGCUAAACAGUCAACGCUUGAUUUUCGCCAUAAAUUUACACAAAGAUAGAAAUGUCAAUGACCAGAGCGCUUGAAUACUCUACAAUUGUAGAACAAAUUUAGCACAUUAGUUAAAAGUCAAACAACUUAAUCUUCGUACAGCAAUGGCAAAAGAAUUGCAGUUUACGGAUAACUUUUCGGAGUUUUUGUUUGCUAGCUAGAGCCUUUUUAAAAUCCAUUUUAACCCCCUGCGUACAGAGAUUUGAACACGUUGAUAAAUAUUAAUGCAGUCGUCGUACAUAAGGACGCUGAAUUUUCUUUUGUAUCGUGCAGCAUCGAAAAAUAGUUAAACAAUUAAAAAAAGACUGAUGUUUUUGUUUUUCAACUAUCAAUGAUGGAGGACAUCGGGUUUAUCACGUUUCCUGUUGUUUAUCCCGUUUCCUGGCCAUUUCAUAACCUGACCAACUAGAUGAUGUUUUUUUGCCUUUCAACUGUAAAUGAUAAGAUAUCGGGUUUACCACGUUUCCUACUGUUUAUCAGCUGUUUAUCACGUUUCCUGACCAUUCCCUGCCAGCUGCUUAUUUGCAUCCUGGUAAAGAUUGUCGUCCUUUGAAGAUUUAUUUAGACCAAGCUCUCAGGCCCGCGUUUCAGUCUGACCGUGGUUGGAUAUAAGACGACGUCACCCCUUACCAUCAGAACGCAAGCGAGCGAUCAAGAAUCAACAAGCAAGUUUUUACUUUCCAAUCCUUAUAGACUCACGUAGUUAAAAUUUACCAAAUUCAUUUUUUGAACAACACUGCAAAUAGUUUUAGAAUGAAUAAUCAAAUCGGAUUGACCAUUUUGAGUUCGGUACUCGACAAUAUGUCGUACCAAACCAAAAUAUUGUCACCCGGUCAAGACGACUCGAAUGGCAUAGACGUCAGAGAACUCCACAAAUUGUUGAUGAAAGGAUGCUACUUAACAGGCCAGGAUGAUGACAUAACCAACUUUCUGGAUAAUAAUCUUGGUACAGGAGCAAUACCAAGUGGAGGAGAAAUUUUAAUACCACCUUCAUUGUUGGACGAACCAUAUAAUUACGAUUUCACGAACAUUUCUGAUAAAGGAGUAGAGUUUUUUAGAGGAGGGUCGAUUUAUACACGCCCCUGCGGAUGGCAACGCUACGCAUUAAAAGUCAAAGGCAAGUAUCCGGACGACAUUUGGCUAGAAGGGAAAACACCUCGGGUUGACCAAUACUCGUCUGCUGAAGACGAAUGGGCAGUGUCCUACCACGGAACAUCUUACCACAACGGUCUCUCAAUCGCAGAGGAAGGAUAUAAAUUGAGUAAAGGAGAGCGUUUCUUGUACGGCAAAGGUAUUUACUCGACCCCCGAUAUCGGGGUGGCAUCCCUAUAUGCUGCUGAAGCCAACGUAGAUGGAAAAACCUAUAAAGUUGUCAUGCAAAAUCGAGUCAACCCAAAAACUGUCAAAAAAAUUGCCAUAACUGUAACUGGUGUGGGGGAAUAUUGGAUCUCGCCCGCCGACGAAGAUAUUCUCCCAUAUGGCUUCUGCGUUAAAGAAAUUUGAUUUCUGUUUGCAUCUUCAAACAUUGGAGCCAAUAAAAAUUCUUUAAA